CACGUACACACACCCCCGAUGGUUUUCUGUGCCAUCCCUACUUGUUUUUGUGUUUUUGCCCUGAACGUGUUUUCAACGCUGUUUUUAACGCUAGCGAUUAAUUAUAGCGCAACAAUUAUUCAAAGGCAGUCUCUCAGACACAUUCACAAUGCGAAUCGAGGCAGAUGAUUCUUUCUGGCUGGAAAAGGCGGUCUGCUGCAGUGCAGAAAGGCAGUACUACGAGACGCUCAGUAGGCGGAAAACCAGUCUUCCCGGCCCCGCUCCCCUGAAAACGCCUGCCUGCGCGCCGACCAUAGCCGCCCCCAACAUCGCCGCCCCCUCGAAGAAGGCCAAGAAGAAAAACAAGACGAUGGCCGAGAAGGAGCCGCCAAACAAGCUGCUUUACAUGAAUCCGCUGACCAUGGAGGCCAACUUUUUCCUCGAGACCCUGAACUCGGUGAACCAGAAGGCCAAUCCGCCGCAGCUGGAUCCGCACCUGGCCAAGCUGCUGGAGCGUAUUAUGGUGGGCAUCGAGACCUACAUGGACAGGAAUCCCACCUACGUUCUGCCCCAGGAAAAGGCCGCCCCGGGCGAGGGUGUGGUCUUCGUCCAGCCCAAGGAACUGCAGACGAUCAAGCGCACCUUCAACUGCAGUGCCUGCAGCAACCGCAUCGUGGGCACCUCCAUCGCAAAGGCGGUGGCCCACCUUUCGGAGCAGCACCCCAACCCCAAUCCCAACAAUCAGCCAGUCCAGCCACAGCCGGCACCCCUGUCCAAGCAGGAGAAGAAGCAGGCCCCGGCGAAGGCCCGUCAACAAAUGGCGGUUCGGCUGCCCAAGAAGGCUAAGGCAAUGAUUGUGGGCGAGAUCACGAAUGUGUUUAAGGACAAGUACCCCAUAGCGGACAAGUUGAAGGUGAUUCCCGAGUACGACAUCAUCGAACAGGCCCUCUGCAAUCUGUUAUCUCCGGGCUUUCCCAAGCAACCGCUGCGCGUCUACAAGUUUGGCUCUCGCAUUACCGGCAUUGGUUCCCGGUCCUCGGAUCUCGAUGUUUUUGUGGAUAUUGGCAACACCUUUCACACCUUUGAACACCGUGCUUCCAAUACGACCAUCACCAAGCUGCGGGCGAUGCGAAAGUUCUUCUGCGGCAGCGACGACUGGCGCAUUAUUAAUGUCAUUGAGCAGGCCCGUGUUCCCAUCAUCAAGACAUGCCAUUUGCCCACUGGCAUCGAGUGCGAUAUUUGCCUGAACAGUUUGGGCUUCUGCAACACAAAUCUGCUGAAAUACAUAUUCGAAUCGCAGCCACUGACUCAAUAUAUGUGCAUAUAUGUUAAGAACUGGCUGGAGCGCUGCAAGCUGACAGAACAGAUAUCGACGUACAGCAUUACCCUGAUGGUAAUCUACUUCCUGCAGCUUCAGCACCUGCUGCCGCCCAUAGCCUUGCUGCAAAUAGACGAGUCAGUCAAUCAGGGCGUGCUCGUGGGACCGUGGGUUGUCAACUUCGCACAGAAAUCGCCCAGCGAGCUGGGACUGCAGCAAGUAGUAGUGACUGUCCCCGUGGUGAAGGGCUAUCUUCGGUCGUUCUUUUUGUACUAUGCCAGAUUUGACUAUGAGCAUUUCUUGGUCUGCCCAUAUUUCGGCCAGGCCGGAGCAGAGAUACAAAGCAUUGAGAAUAUACUGCCUACUAGGUAUUCCGCAUAUGUUUUGGAGAACCCUGACUGUCUGCUCCAGCUACGAAAACCGAUGGUGGUCCAGGAUCCCAUACAGCUGAACCACAACGUGACCAAAGCGGUCACCAAAUACGGACUGCAAACGUUUGUGGACUACUGCCAGCAGACAGCUGAGCUGCUGGAGGAGCCGUCGACCAAUUGGCGCCAGCGCAGUACUUAAUUCCUGAUCACCGUCCUCCAUCCAAUCUCACUUCCGUCGCUGGUUUAUGCUUUGUGUGUGCGAGAGACUAAUUCGGGUUUCGACUGAUUGUAUUUUGGGCGUUUGGCACGUCUCGACAAUAUACAAUACACAAUACAAGUAUAA
Messenger RNA from Drosophila suzukii, 2011 nucleotides. RefSeq names its product tailor (gene Tailor). Gene Ontology annotation, molecular function: RNA uridylyltransferase activity. Lineage: Eukaryota; Metazoa; Arthropoda; Insecta; Diptera; Drosophilidae. The record is from RefSeq and is a predicted model, not a curated record.